This is a messenger RNA of Danio aesculapii, 1545 nucleotides long. Its product is annotated as relaxin-3 receptor 1-like. The transcript has a single exon. The record is from RefSeq and is a predicted model, not a curated record. Gene Ontology annotation, molecular function: G protein-coupled receptor activity. The coding region runs from base 103 to 1296 and encodes 397 amino acids. Gene Ontology annotation, cellular component: membrane. Gene Ontology annotation, biological process: G protein-coupled receptor signaling pathway; immune response. Lineage: Eukaryota; Metazoa; Chordata; Actinopteri; Cypriniformes; Danionidae.
UCAGGUGCACUGCGCGUUCAAAACACAUCGCCAACAUACAUUUGAAACUAUCGCAGAUACAAACGUUUAUAUUUUACGUAAAGCAAUGUCAGACUAACUGAUAUGCGAUCAGCAGACAGUUUGGUCCAUCAGGCACCUGUUGGAGAGUUUGUUCCAGAAAAAAUGGGUGACAUUCUCAACCACAGCGGAUGGGGAACUCUGAACAGAAGUUUAACUGAUCAGCACAAGUUCAGCAGCCUCGAAGACAUCGACGUGACCGCCGACGGCAGCCUGGUCCUGAGGAUUAUCAUCUCGGUGGUUUACUCCGUGGUGUGCGCCGUGGGGUUGGUCGGGAACCUCUUGGUGUUUUUCCUGAUGAAAGUUAGACAAGGACGCAAGAAAUCCAUUAUUAAUUUCUUUGUCAUCAAUUUAGCCGUCACUGACUUUCAGUUCGUUCUGACCUUGCCUUUCUGGGCGGUGGACACGGCUUUGGAUUUCAGCUGGCCGUUUGGAAACGCCAUGUGCAAGAUUAUCUUAUCGGUCACAGUGAUGAACAUGUACGCCAGCGUCUUCUUUCUCACCGCGAUGAGCAUUACGCGCUACUGGUCAGUCGCUUCUGCUUUAAAGAUCCCUUCCAGAAAGAAGUCCGUGUCUGUAAAGUGGAUUUGCGCCGUGUUGUGGAUCCUGGCGACUGCGGCGACCGCUCCAACUUCCAUUUUCUCCACCGUGACAGUUGUGGCAGGUGAAAAACUCUGUCUCCUCAAGUUUCCAGAUGGCCAAGACUGGCUCGCUCUGUAUCACCUUCAGAAAAUUGUCAUUGCGUUUAUUUUACCCAUGUUCAUCCUCUCAGUGUGUUAUCUUUUACUUUUGAGGUUUAUCCGAAAGAGAGGCGUUAACAACCGUCAAAAAAGACGAUCCAAAGUGGCGAAAUCCGUAACGGUGGUGGUCUUGUCUUUUUUCAUCUGUUGGAUGCCAAACCAUGCGAUAACCCUCUGGGGAGUGUUGGUGAAACUGAACGUGGUGCACUGGGAUAAAACAUACUAUAUGGUGCAUACGUAUGUUUUUCCUGUGACUGUUUGUCUUGCCCACACAAAUAGUUGUUUAAACCCUGUUUUGUAUUGUCUGAUGCGGAGGGAGUUUAGGAAAAUGUUGCAUAGUUUCUUUUGGCGCAUCUCCUCGCCUGUGAUUUCGAACGCUGGGAAAUUACAUGGAUACAGUGGAGGCAGCAAUCAGAACCAGGAUGACGCACACAUUGGAAUGCAUUUAAACGUGAUUGACGCACAGCGGUGCCAACAGUCCAGACAGCAGAGCUCAUAGCGUUCACAGCACUCCACACGGGACAUGUCAGCCAAAUUGGACAGUGGACUGAUUUCUUUCUAAUGAAACUCAUGGGAGGGAAAUAAUGAAUUCAAAAUGUCAAACAAAUAUGAACAUACAAAUAAUAAUAAUGUAGAAUGUGUACAUUUUGUCCUGCAUCUAGUCCUCGUUGCACCACUAUUCUAUUUAUUUUCAUAUUUGGGCUUUGUCACUUUUCGUGUUAGUGAGUUCAUAAAGUACGCUAUAUGU